UCGCCAUCACAGAUCAGACUCGGACAAGAAAAGAAACGACGACUUUUUCGACGAUCUUAGUUUCCAUUUGGUCACUGGAUUCUUGCUGGAGAAAUGAAGAGUUGAGACCAUAAUUAGUGGUGAUUUCAACCGGGUGUACGUAAAUCAGUCCAACUAGUUACUGCAUGGUUUCGAAAAGUGCUGUUCCAAAGGAAGAAGAAAAACUAGUACAAGUAUUUCUGGAGUCGUCAGUCGUAAAAAAAGAGUGUGCCAAGAAGAAGAAGAAGGGUGAGCAAAAAUAAAUACUACUGGAUUGGAUCUUCUUCAUCCUUCUUCCAGUUGUUGUUCUUCCUGGCCAGUAGUGCAUUUCAUAUUUGUGAAUAGUACAGUUUUGUGGAUAAAAUUGGGGGAAAAUUGGCCCCAAAUUACGUCGUGUUCGUAAAUAAAUUAUGGAAAUCCUCCUCAGUUAAGGAAGGGACGCCAACUGAAGGGGUCCAUACAUAAAAAUAUAUCUCUCGUUCCUAAAACCCACACGAUGGGGAGACUGAAAUCUAAAGGAUGGUGCUACGUGUGUCUAAUCGUGUUCAUUUUGUGCAACUGGAUCUCAACUGCAAGUGCUCAGGCCGAGGGGGGCGGAGUUCAUCACGGGGGACGGGGUAGAAACGGGAACGGUGGGGGAGGUGGUGGAGGUGGUCCUGGUGCUGGAAGUGAUUACAACGGUGGAGAAUAUAACGGAUAUGAAGAUUACGACUAUGGCGAAUAUGACGAGACGAGAGGAGUGACUGGCGGUCGACCAGCGACGACAACAACGUCGAGACCUGCAGUCGCACCGGAAACGGGGACACGGAGAGAGGAACCGAGUGCCGUCACGUUGAGAACGUGUCAAUUUGAGGGACGGACUUAUCAAGACGGGGAAGAUUGGAAACCGGACAGUUGCGCGAUUUGUAGGUGUAUCCGUGGGAAGGUGGAAUGUAGUCGGGAAGGUUGUCCAGGUGCUAAUUGUGACGAUGUGGAAUGUCCCGAUAUUCAAUGUGCUACGCAACAGUACAUCCCGUUAGGACAAUGCUGUCCCAUUUGUGCGGAUGAUGAAGAUCAAAAUGGUAAUUCGUCGUCCGCCACGCCAUCCGUGCCUGCAGGACCGCGUGGAGGAGUCGGAUCAAAUGGACCAAUUGGAAUGAAAGGAGACCCUGGAAUUCCCGGAUCGGUUGGAAUUCCCGGAGAACCUGGAAAUCCUGGACCGCCCGGACCAACGCCGGAUAUAACCCCGUUUUUUAACCAACUGUCAGCGUCUCAAGGCGGUGGGGAAAAAGGCCCAGCUCCGGACCCGUUUCAAUUUUUACAGGCACAAGUUGGACCCGUAGGUCCUCGUGGUCAGCCAGGUCCGCCAGGUCCAAGUGGUCCUCAAGGAUUUCAAGGAGUCCGAGGAGAGCCAGGUGAUCACGGACCUGCUGGUGCAACAGGUGCAAUUGGACCAAGAGGAUUAAUUGGAGCACCAGGAAAAGACGGAGAACCUGGUGACGACGGCCAAGCUGGACCUCCUGGAUCAAGCGGACCUCCGGGUGCAAGGGGUCUGCCAGGGAUGCCUGGGCUACCAGGAGUCAAAGGUCAUCGAGGUUUUCCUGGUUUGGACGGUUCCAAAGGUGAACAGGGCAGCGGUGGAGAAAAGGGAAGCUUAGGACUACCUGGAGUUCCUGGACCUCAAGGACCCAUGGGGCCUGGUGGACCGAGGGGGGAACGUGGUAGAGAAGGACCCCCUGGAAAUCCUGGAUUGAGAGGAAUUGAUGGUGUCGCCGGCCCACCCGGUUUACCGGGUGCAAUCGGAAAACCUGGUCCCCCCGGAUUUCCUGGUUCCGCUGGAGGAAAAGGAGACCAAGGAAGCGCAGGCCCAAAAGGAUCUCAAGGGUUACAGGGCCCCCGAGGAGAAGGGGGAAGACCCGGAAAUCCCGGAGAUGGUGGUCCACCUGGACCCCCUGGAAAAGAUGGUCAACCUGGAGAAAAGGGUUCGCCUGGCUCAAUCGGAUCUCCUGGAGGGCAAGGAUUCCCAGGUGCACGGGGUCCACAAGGUUUAUCUGGAAGUCAAGGCCCAGCGGGAGCAAAAGGAAAUCCUGGCGGAACUGGUGAACCGGGAAUGAAAGGUGACUCAGGACCGAUGGGAGAAAACGGAGCCCCAGGAGCCAGGGGUCUUCCUGGCGUUGCUGGAGCCCCAGGAAAACGAGGAAAAACGGGUGGAAGAGGGAUUUCUGGACCGGCUGGACCCCCUGGGGAAAGAGGGUCACCUGGAGGAAGAGGUUUACCAGGUCAAGAUGGAGCUCCUGGACCAAAGGGACAAGCAGGAGAAAGGGGUCCGAAUGGUGUUCCGGGUUUAAAGGGAGCUGGGGGCGAACCAGGUCGAAUUGGACCCACUGGUCUUCAGGGUUUAAGGGGUCCCGCGGGACGAGCAGGGCUACAAGGGAAAAAUGGAGCACCAGGAGAAAGAGGGUUACCUGGACAAGAUGGCAAAAACGGUGAUCAAGGUCAAAGCGGAGCUCCCGGCUUACCAGGUCCCAUUGGUCCACCUGGUGACAAGGGUUUAGUUGGCGACCCUGGAAAAGAUGGAGAAAUGGGUGGUAUUGGUCAACCAGGUCCACGGGGUGACCCUGGAAAAGAUGGCAGUAUGGGAAUGCAAGGACCGCCUGGUUUAGCCGGCCCAGAUGGGGCGAGAGGACCCCCAGGUCCAAAUGGUCCCAGGGGCUUUCAAGGUCUGCCCGGAAGUCCAGGAAAUGCAGGCAGUCCAGGAAAGGAUGGCGAAAAUGGUUUACAAGGCCCGAUUGGAGCUCCAGGUUCAACUGGAGGAAGAGGAGAACGAGGCUUCCCAGGCGAAAGGGGUGGAGCAGGUCCUCCAGGCCCCCCAGGAAAUCGGGGCGAGCCUGGAAUGAUGGGUCAAGAUGGACCACCUGGUCCCAAUGGCCCCAAAGGAGAUAAGGGUCACGCCGGUUCUCCCGGACUUUUAGGUCUUCCAGGAGGAAGAGGACUUCCAGGCUUGCCGGGAGAAAAAGGUGAAAGGGGUUCGAAUGGAAUGAUGGGACCGGCAGGACCUCCUGGCCGCGGAGGAGAUCAGGGAGCAGUGGGUCCAGUUGGACCGGUAGGACCACCCGGCGAACCUGCAGAUCGAGGAGAUCCUGGCCCUCCAGGACCUCCAGGUGAGGCUGGUGGAGCUGGAAUGCCUGGUGAACGUGGACUCGGAGGACCGCCAGGUCUGCAAGGUUUCCCUGGUCCUCAGGGUGUUGGAGGUGCCCCCGGAGGUAAGGGCGAAAGGGGUUUGCCCGGAUUGAAGGGAGAACAAGGUGGAAUCGGAAAUACGGGAAAACCUGGAGAACAAGGACUCCCUGGACUUGUCGGUUUGAAUGGUGCAAAGGGAGGUCGUGGUGAACCAGGACAGAGAGGUGAACAUGGCCCUCAAGGCUUGCCUGGCCGUGAUGGAAGUCCUGGACCCCCUGGAAUGCAAGGCUCAACUGGCCCAAUCGGACAUCCUGGACCUCCAGGUUUGAAGGGAGUGCCUGGAGAUAAUGGACGUAUCGGAGCUCCUGGCCCGUUAGGACCUCCUGGCCCACCUGGAAUGGAAGGACCAAAGGGUGAAGGCGGUUCUGAGGGUGCACAAGGAGGCGUGGGAAAGCCAGGUGCCAAUGGGCCACCCGGUGAUAGAGGAGUUCCUGGCUUGCCUGGCCCCACCGGAGCGACAGGGGGACGUGGACCAAGAGGGGCGCAAGGAGAACAGGGCAUUCAGGGAAAACCAGGAGUCGAGGGUGGAAGAGGUGAACCAGGAAUGAUGGGUGCCCCUGGAGCACCAGGUCCCAUUGGUGAAUCCGGACCAGAGGGUAGUCCAGGCAAAAUAGGUCCUCCGGGGAUUGGAGGUCGUCCAGGAGACAAAGGCCCUCCAGGCCCACCUGGAAUGAUGGGAUUAUCUGGGGGACAAGGAUUACCGGGACCUCCUGGAAAUUCUGGACCUGCAGGAGUAACAGGAGAAAGGGGACCGAGAGGAGAAAGUGGUCCGCAAGGAGUUGAAGGACAAGCGGGACCACGUGGAAAAGCUGGACCUCCUGGACCACAGGGCGAAAAGGGUGAAAAGGGCGGUGGUGGCGCAAAGGGUGGCAAAGGACAUCGAGGUUUAAUUGGGUUGCAAGGUUUACCUGGUCAACAGGGUGAAAGUGGUGAGCGUGGAAUUGUGGGGUCCCCAGGACCCCCGGGAAAACCAGGAGAUUCAGGACCAAAGGGACCCGCUGGUAGAGAUGGCAUAAUGGGACCACCAGGACCGUUGGGACCGGUUGGACCAAGAGGACCGCCAGGAGAAAGUGGAAAAUCUGGAACGCCUGGAACUAGCGGGCCGCCGGGUCCCCCAGGUCCACCUGGAGAAUCCCUUGGUUAUGAUGCUGCUGCUCUUGCUGCCUUGUUAAAUCAAGGAACCGCUAAGGGCCCUGAUCCUCUGGCUGGCGACGAACCUUACAAAAUUCUUGGAAAAGAAAUCACACAAGAAGAUCGUCGUAAAUUAGUUUUAACCGCAUAUGAACAGCUCAUAACAACAUUUGAAAAAUUCCAGAAACCAGCCGGAGACAAAAAAUCUCCUGCUAAAACUUGUAAAGAUUUAUCUGUAGCGUAUCCCGACUUGAAAUCUGGAGAAUACUGGGUAGAUCCGAAUGCGGGUGACCCCAAAGAUGCCAUUUUGGUCUACUGCCGCAUGGAAGACAAAGCCACGUGCAUUCAUCCCAAACCGGAAAAGUCUCCAGUCAUGAAUCCCAUCAUAAAGACUCCAGGAGAGUAUUGGAUAUCUGACUUGGAGGGAGGAUCACAAUUUACUUACAAAUCGGAUGGAACUCAAAUGGCAUUCUUGCAAUUGCUGUCGUCAACUGCGGAACAAAAUAUCACAUAUCACUGCUUUAACUCAGCUGCUCAUUAUGACUCUCAAAAGAAGAAUUACCGAAGCGCAUUGAAACUCAUGGGAUGGAACGACUUGGAACUGACUGCCAGGGGGACGAGGAGAACACGCUACAACGUGGUCGAAGAUGAAUGUCGGUGGAAGAAAUCCGAAUGGGCCAAGACGUUAAUACAAUACCACACCGAUAAGGCCGCCCGCCUCCCCAUCGUGGACAUAUCAGUGAAAGACAUGGGAGAAAAGAGUCAGCAAUUUUGGGUUGAAAUAGGUCGCGUAUGUUUUAUCUAGGAAAAAAAUCCCUUAAAAUAAUGUAUACUAUUACGACUUCAUAUCCAUUUUUAUAUCCAUUUUGAAAUCACUUUUUAUACCGUUAAAAUAUUUACUCGGAUUUUUUUUGUUUAAUUGGAACACGAGGUAUUAUUAUUUCACGUAUAUACGAAUUAAGAUUCUCAACAAAAUAAUGCUAAUUAGGUCAUCAGGGGGAUGGGAAGAGGGGGACGAUAAAUAUUAAAAGGUUGUAAGCAUGUGCAAUAUUUAUUGAAUGUAUGAAUGUUUAUAUCACUGCCAUUUUUUUUACAUUCUUAUCUUUUUGUUUAAUAAUAAUAAUAGUAAUUAAUUCCCAUAUUUUUAGUAUUAAUUAAUUGCCUCAGGAGUUGUAACUUUCACUGCCAGCCGAUUUUUACACGCGCAAAACAAACCUACACUGCCAAUAAAAUAUUUUGAUUGCAAACUUCA
Folsomia candida is the source of this 5620-nucleotide messenger RNA. RefSeq names its product collagen alpha-1(I) chain. Bases 515 to 5173 code for a protein of 1552 amino acids. NCBI's taxonomy places the organism in Eukaryota, Metazoa, Arthropoda, Collembola, Entomobryomorpha, Isotomidae. The transcript is spliced from 53 exons. Gene Ontology annotation, molecular function: protein binding; extracellular matrix structural constituent. The record is from RefSeq and is a predicted model, not a curated record.